UAGCCCCCUUCAGGUACUGGAAGGCCACUAUAAGGUCUCCCUGGAGCCUUCUCUUCUCCAGGCUGAACAACCCCAACUCUCUCAGCCUGUCCUCACAGGAGAGGUGCUUCAGCCCUCUCAUCAUCUUCGUGGCCUCCGCUGGACCUGUUACAACAGGUCCAUGUCCUUGUGCUGAGUUCUGAACAAAUCUGCCAUCAGAGACCAACCAGCACCCUGACUCUUCGUUCGUUUCUAGGUGCCCCUCAUUUGCACAAACGCUUUUUCAGCCCUCAGUGACGUCACCAGUCCCUUUGCAUUCAAAGACCAAAAAAACCACCCCCAAACACACAGACAUUCAGAAGGGAAAGCCAUUUCGCCAUAUCUCCCCCUUGCGCGCCUGCCUGGUAAGCUCACUGCUUUCCUCACAAGUGACGGCCCCUGCCUCCUACUGCUGUCAGCCACGCCGAGCGGUGUCGCCACACAGCGGGCCCUGCGUCCCUCAGCGCUCCGCCGGUGAUCGCUCACCCGGGGGCAGGCGACGCUGGUUCCCCCCGGCGGGGAGGCCGAGGCGGGGGUGCCCUCGCUCCCCUCAGCCACGCGCCCCGCCCCUCCGUGACGCCACCACCAUGCGCAGGUUACGCGCCCCCCUGAUUGGAGGAGCCGCCCCCCGCCCGCUGCCGGCCCGAGCCUCCCCCGGCGGCCAUGGGUGAGGCGGCGCAGCCCCCGCGCCCGGGCAUCGGCGUGGGGGUGGUGGUCACCAGCCCCGCGCACCCCAACUGCGUCCUCCUGGGCAAGAGGAAAGGCCCGGUGGGGGCCGGCACCUACCAGCUCCCCGGAGGCCACCUGGAGUUCGGGGAGAGCCUGGCGGAGUGUGCGGCGCGGGAGACGCUGGAGGAGGCGGGGCUGUGCCUGCGCGACCUGCGCUUCGCCUCCGCCGUAAACGCGUUCUGCGCCGCCGCGCGCUACCACUACGUCACCGUCCUCAUGAAGGGCCAGGCGGAGCCGGGGGCGGAGCCCAGCAACCGCGAGCCCGACAAGAACGAGGGUUGGGAAUGGGUUAAGUGGGAUGAGUUUCCUCCAGCAGAUCAACUGUUCUGGGCCUUACGCUGUUUAAGAGAGCAAGGUUACAAUCCCUUUACGGAAGAGCUCGAUCAUCUCAAGGGGUACACGGGAAGUCACCAACUGGCAUAGAAACUAAUUGCACAUUAUGUAACAAACUAAAGGACAGACCUGCUUUUUUUGGUGUAAAAGAGAAAAGGACAUAUAUCAUGCUCACUCUGUCUGUGUGAAAAUAUUACCUUUCCCAAAGCCAAAAAGAUGCCAAAUGUUUCAGUGCUUUUACCAUGUUGCACACAACAGCUGUCUCUCAUUCCAGAGCUAUUUCUAGCUCUAGUGGUUAAUAACUAAUGUUUUCUUUUAUAGAAAACUCAUAGUGUUUUAUCUGGUUAAUCUUUAUAUAGAGGAAUAUCCCUUUGGAAGUCAGAACUUGUCAGAGAAGCUUACUCACUUGGAAACGGUUGUAGCACCAGGCCCAAGAGAAAGUGAUCCGUUUAAACUGCUGUCCUGCUUUCUGUGUAAAACUACUUUGUAUGUCAUGCUGCUUUCCCGUAGUUACAAAUGUUGGACCGAUUUUUACACUUAGCCUUGUCUCAUAGCUUCAGUUAAGAUACUGUCAUGAACAAAAGUCUCGUUUUACAGACAGUGCCUCGUCCUCCUGCUGACAGUAGUACAUACUUGUAAAUCAGAGUAUUUAUAAACGUGAAAAGGCUGCGGUGGCUUGUUGCAGGGGAUGAAAAUUCCCUGACCCUUCUUGCCUCUGCAGCCUCAGUUACAUUAGAAUUUACCUGCAGGAGUGUUUCAGAUCUCUGCAGUUGAUAUUAAUUUCUGAUCGUGUCACUAAAUUCUUAAUAAUAUAAUGGAGAGGUGCCCACAGUGUUCUGCGAGACUGACACCAAUACUGUUGUACAAACCAAUCUCAUCUGUAGGUGUAGCUCCACAGCAGACAGUCGUACUUCUGGCUAAAGAGGGUUGUCAGUAUUAAACAGCACAGACGCGUGUAAUUCUGUACAGCUACUGGGACUCGACAGAAUUGUUAAUUUUCGGUUUGAUGUGACUAAAUGAUUGAAUUGGUAGUGAAUGAAAUUACAGUAGACAAAGAAGAUAUACACAGAAACAAUGAGUUCAUAUUUUUUAUUUUCCUAGAAUCUGUAACCAAAUUUGAUUCUUUUCCAGCUGUAGUCAUUAGCGCAUCAGCAAUUAAUUUUAGGAUAUGACUUUUAAAAAACUCACUAACUGGGAAUUUUUUUUCUCUUCAGGGUUCUUUUAAAACACUUUUUUUGUCUUUUUCCUUUAGAUAUACCCAUUAUACAAAAUGUUCUGAGAUACCUUUUAUUUCUUUUGAAUAAAACAUAAGCACAAUAUUGAAAGAUUAAAAUUGUCUGAAAUUGUGAAUUGACUUGUCAGUUCUUAAAAGAAACGAGCUUGAAGCAUUCAGAGCUCUUCCAUACUUUGCACUACAUUUUUUUUAAACAGAGACAGCUCUUUUCGCUGAGAAGCAGACUGAGUGAUACGAGGUAUAAAGAUGCUACUGACGAUUGCAAGCCUCUUGCUUAGAAUUUGAAGUAUAAACUAUGCACAACUUCCCUCAGGACAGAUAUUCUUUCUCUGAAGUGAAGAAAGAAGAUAAUGUUAUAAAGCAGUUUUGAAAUGGGAAAUAUCACUGAAAAUUCCUUUACUACUAUAUCUUUGUAGAAAGCUUGUUUUUUCUAUUCAAAAGUGGAGAUUUUCCUGAAAGCAACUUUAUGUACACUGAAAAUUAGUCCGUUCAGCUGUCAACAAAGAGGCUGCAGGAAGAGUUGACAGAUGUCCUGCCCAUCUGUCCCAAAGAAUAAUGGAAAAAAAAAAGUGAUUAAAAUGAUUUAGUGCCAUUUUAAAUUUUCUUUACAUUUCUAAGUCCUGGUGGGAAAGCAGAGGUCACUGUAAAAUGGUUUGUCAUGCAAUAAAUAUUUUGCUAUCAUUAA
Messenger RNA from Chroicocephalus ridibundus (black-headed gull), 2999 nucleotides. It is a transcript of the gene NUDT15, whose product is annotated as nudix hydrolase 15. Gene Ontology annotation, biological process: dGTP catabolic process. Lineage: Eukaryota; Metazoa; Chordata; Aves; Charadriiformes; Laridae. Gene Ontology annotation, molecular function: 8-oxo-7,8-dihydrodeoxyguanosine triphosphate pyrophosphatase activity. Gene Ontology annotation, cellular component: cytosol. The record is from RefSeq and is a predicted model, not a curated record. Bases 682 to 1170 code for a protein of 162 amino acids. The transcript is spliced from 3 exons.